AUGAUAGUGCAGAUUCCAGAUGUACUCCCCUACAGCUAUUACCCCGUACGGGACGCCCACACACUUCACGCUCCGUCUGUUCUGCGUCCAACCGCAACUGUUGGACGCGCCUACUCGGACGGCACCGUGGCGGCGCUUACCGUCUUGAGCCAGAACGAGACCACCACGUCAGAGCUCUCCCUCCAGCAGCACCUCGACAUCGCGCCCGACCUGGUGGCCUAUAACAGCAUCCCCGCCGAGGGACAAUCCGAGCCGUUGAUGAUGGCACAGUCAGUGCCUCAUCAGGCCACGGACAAGAAGCGCGUCAAGGUCUACGAGCUUCGCAACCAUGACUGGUUCGACCGUGGUACCGGCUUCUGCAUGGCCAUCUUCACAGAGACACCAGAAGGCCGCAAAGAACCAAAAGUGAUCGUCGAAUCCGAAGACCAACCCGACCGACUUCUCCUGGAAACCAAGAUCCACAAGGAAGAUGGCUUCCAGAAGCAGCAAGACACACUCAUUGUGUGGCAGGAACCCGGAACACACAUCGAUAUGGCACUGAGUUUCCAGGAAGCCGAGGGCUGCUCAUUGAUAUGGCAUUUCGUCAGCAACGUCCAGCAGGCCUUCCAGAACAGCCUUGGAGGAGCAGACGACAGCUUGUCCGAGGAUAUCACGAUUGAAGGACCGCUGACAAUCACGCUACCGGCCGCCGAACUCGGAAACCUGCCAGAGAUCGAGUCGAGCAUGCGCAUCAUGAGCUCGACGGCUAACGGGCGGGACGCUCUGUCGAAAUCCAUCAUGGCGGACGACUACAUCAGCAAGCUGAUACCGCUGGUCGAGAUGGCCGAGGACCUAGAGAGCUUGCACGACCUGCACAGGCUGUGCAACAUCAUGAAGACGAUACUGCUGCUCAACGACACCUCCAUCAUCGAGCACGCCGUGUCGGAUGAUUGCGUCCUCGGCGUAGUCGGCGCCCUCGAGUACGACCCGGACUUCCCGAGUCACAAGGCCAACCACCGCCACUGGCUCGACAACAAGGGCCGGUACAAGGAGGUGGUGCCCAUCGAGGACGCUCAGACACGCCACAAGAUCCACCAGACGUACCGAUUACAGUACCUCAAGGAUGUGGUGCUGGCGCGUAUCCUCGACGACCCGACCUUCUCGGUGCUCAACUCGUUAAUCUUCUUCAACCAAGUCGACAUAGUGCAGCACCUGCAGGGUAACGCGUCCUUCCUGGCCGAGCUGUUUGGCAUUUUCAACUCCACGUCGGAUCCGGCGACAACCCCGCCCAGCGACAAGAAGAAGACGGAAGCUGUGCUCUUCAUCCAGCAGUGCUGCUCAAUCGCUAAGAACAUCCAGCCGCCGGCCCGCCAGAGCCUGUACAACAACUUCCUCGUCCACGGACUCUUGCUUGUCAUCAACUUUGGCCUCAAGAGCGGCGACGUCCGGGCCCGCGUCGGCGCCACCGACAUCCUCAUCUCCGUCAUCGAUCACGACCCCCAGAUGAUCCGCCACACCAUAUACCGCCAGAUGAACGAAGACCAACCGCCGCUGACGGACUCCCUCAUCGACCUGCUCCUCGCGGAGGUGGACCUGGGCGUCAAGGCGCAGAUAUCCGAGGCCAUCAAGGUCCUGCUCGACCACGGCAUCCCCCUGCACCAGCAGCAGCAGAUGGCCGAGAAAUUCGCCGCACAAGGCGGAGGCCCCAACGGCGCCGCCGAGUUCGCCAGGCAGAGGGCUCAGGCCACGGACCCGCAGCACGAGCUGUUCCUCACGCGCUUCUACGAGAGCUCGGCCCUCCGGCUGUUCAAGCCGCUGAUCGACCUCGAGAAGCGCACCGACCUGACCUUCCCGGCUCAGCAGGCCUCCAUGUUCAGCCACCUCAUCGAGAUCCUGUGCUUCUUCAUCCGCCAGCAUCACCAGUACAGUCGCUUCUUUGUGCUCAACAAUAACAUUGUGCCGAGGGUGUGUCAGCUUCUCGGAUCGCCCGACAAGUUUCUGCAGCUUGUCGCCAUCCGAUUCGUCCGUACCCUGAUCAGCAUGCAAGAGGAAUUCUUCAUUCGACACCUAGCAGAGAAGCGCGUGCUGGGACCGAUCCUAGAGGUGCUCUCACGAUCCAUCUCACGCGAUAAUCUGCUCAGCUCAGCCUCGCUGGAACUCUUCGAGUACAUCAAGAAGGAAAAUAUCAAGGACCUGAUCAAGUACCUGGUCGAGAACCACCGGGAGCAGAUGAUACAGGUGUCGUACAUGUCGACGUUCUGCGACAUGGUGACGCGCUACGACGAGACGGGGGGGUACACCUCUAACGUGGACUACUUCCUCGAGACGGACGAGGACAUGGGCAGCACUAACAGCGCCAGCGUCAGCAGCAGUGCUAGGAAGCACCAGCCGGCCCCCAACGUCAGGAUGAUGGAGCACAUAUCCAUCGACCCGGCAGAGGAAGAGUACUGGAACACGUCUGAUCCAGAAGACGACGACGACGACAAGAACAGCAACAGCAACGGCAACGGCAACGGCAACAAUAACCACAACAACCACACCCAACAACCAGCAUCAUCAGACUCAAACGGCGCAAGCACACCUAGCAGUAAUUACUCCAAACUAGUCGACUACCCAUCGGACGAAGAUAACGAAGAAGAGGGAGAAGAGGGGGAGGAAGAGGAGGAGGAGGAGGUGGUGGAGGAGGAGGAACAAGCGCAAGGAGAAGACGACAAUCUGGAAAAUAUCGAUCCCGCCACCGCCACCGCCACCGCUGCUGCAUCCACCCCAUCCCCCGCAUCCGCAUCCGCACCACCCAAACGUCGCAGGGAAGAAGACGACGAAGAAGAAGACGAGAUGGACAGACUAUCACACAGCAAACGACGAAACAGCACAACAGCGGCAACGGCACCAUCCGACUUGCCAUCGACGGCAGCAGUUCGUCGACGCAAGAGCUUCUCCCCAUCCACCUCGUCCUCCUCCUCAUCAUCGGGUAGUAAGUCGUCUACCAGGAAGAUGACGAUAAGUCUAUCAUCUACCGCCCUCAAAUCGGGUGGAGGCGGUGAUGAUCGAUCAUGA
Molecule: messenger RNA, 3036 nt
Organism: Geosmithia morbida
Lineage: Eukaryota; Fungi; Ascomycota; Sordariomycetes; Hypocreales; Bionectriaceae
Product: protein phosphatase 4 regulatory subunit 3
Exons: 6
Coding region: 1-3036 (1011 amino acids)
Biological process (GO): DNA damage response; protein dephosphorylation
Cellular component (GO): nucleoplasm; protein phosphatase 4 complex
Molecular function (GO): protein phosphatase activator activity
Source: RefSeq, a predicted model, not a curated record